Messenger RNA from Miscanthus lutarioriparius, 1428 nucleotides. NCBI's taxonomy places the organism in Eukaryota, Viridiplantae, Streptophyta, Magnoliopsida, Poales, Poaceae. The record is from the annotation of a GenBank genome assembly.
AUGGCCGGAGCAGCAGCAGCCGCCGCCGCCGUGGCGUCCGGGAUCUCGUCCCGGCCGACCGCGCCGAGGAGGGCCUCGACGGGGCGCCGCGCUCGGCUGUCGGUGGUGCGGGCCGCGAUAUCCCUCGAGAAGGGCGAGAAGGCGUACACGGUGCAGAAGUCCGAGGAGAUCUUCAACGCCGCCAAGGAGUUGAUGCCUGGAGGUGUUAAUUCACCAGUCCGUGCCUUCAAAUCUGUUGGUGGGCAGCCUGUAGUGUUCGACUCUGUAAAGGGUUCUCGUAUGUGGGAUGUUGAUGGGAACGAGUACAUCGAUUAUGUUGGUUCCUGGGGUCCUGCAAUCAUUGGUCAUGCAGAUGAUAAGGUGAAUGCUGCAUUGAUUGAAACUCUGAAGAAAGGAACUAGCUUUGGUGCUCCAUGUUUGCUGGAGAAUGUAUUGGCUGAGAUGGUCAUCUCUGCUGUACCAAGUAUCGAAAUGGUCCGCUUUGUCAAUUCAGGGACAGAAGCCUGCAUGGGAGCACUCCGCCUUGUGCGUGCAUUCACUGGGCGGGAGAAGAUUGUCAAGUUCGAAGGCUGCUACCAUGGCCAUGCUGAUUCCUUCCUUGUCAAAGCUGGCAGUGGUGUUGCCACCCUUGGCCUCCCAGACUCUCCUGGUGUCCCCAAGGGAGCCACCUAUGAGACUCUAACAGCACCCUACAAUGAUGCUGAGGCAGUGAAGAAAUUGUUCGAGGAGAACAAAGGGGAGAUUGCUGCUGUCUUCCUCGAGCCAGUUGUUGGCAAUGCUGGUUUUAUUCCCCCACAACCUGGUUUCCUCAGUGCCCUCCGUGACUUGACCAAACAGGAUGGUGCACUCCUGGUCUUUGAUGAAGUGAUGACCGGUUUCCGCCUGGCGUACGGUGGAGCUCAAGAGUACUUCGGGAUCACCCCUGACGUGACAACUUUGGGUAAGAUUAUUGGGGGUGGCCUCCCUGUUGGUGCCUAUGGUGGGAGAAGGGAUAUCAUGGAGAUGGUUGCCCCAGCAGGACCAAUGUACCAGGCAGGAACUCUCAGUGGAAACCCUCUAGCCAUGACUGCUGGAAUCCACACGCUCAAGCGUCUGACAGAGCCCGGCACCUAUGAGUACUUGGACAAGAUCACUGGCGAACUCAUUCGUGGGAUAUUGGAUGUGGGUGCGAAAACGGGGCACGAGAUGUGCGGCGGGCACAUCAGAGGAAUGUUUGGCUUUUUCUUCACUGGUGGACCCGUCCACAACUUCGGUGACGCCAAGAAGAGCGACACUGAGAAGUUUGGAAGGUUCUACCGUGGCAUGCUGGAAGAGGGUGUGUACCUGGCUCCCUCGCAGUUUGAGGCGGGUUUCACCAGCUUGGCGCACACCUCCCAGGACAUCGAGAAGACCAUCAAGGCUGCUGAGAAGGUUCUGAAGCGGAUAUAG